Menidia menidia (Atlantic silverside) is the source of this 3034-nucleotide messenger RNA. The record is from the annotation of a GenBank genome assembly. NCBI's taxonomy places the organism in Eukaryota, Metazoa, Chordata, Actinopteri, Atheriniformes, Atherinopsidae.
GCUAAUGAAAUGUUGAAACUAUGCCGGCUGUUGAGUGAAUAUCUUUAUUUCCCGUCAGGUACACUUUCUAAAUGAUAAAGGAUGAUGUCUUCUUCUAAACCGUCCAUGAGGUGUGAUCCCACCAAAAAGCCUGGCAUGGAUAGAAAUAGUAAAGGCUCUGCUGACAAAAGUCUCAAACCUGUGAGCACAGACCACAAUCCAGAUGUGGCGAGAGACCGUGUGUUGAAGAAGGUGGGACUCACCAGCAAAGCCUUUAUUGGUCCAGCAUUCCCUUCAGCGAAGCGCAAACCGAAGCCUGACAUGGAAGACUCCCUAACUGAGUUUUACAAAGAGCUUGAGAAGAUUGAUACAGCAGAUGGGGGAGCAGACGACCCGAGAAAACACGAUGUUCAUCCUGUCUUACCCGCUGAAAACAAGGAAACAAGUCAAGUGAGAAAUUCUGUAGGAUGCUACCAGAACAAUGGUGCACAGACACACACAUCUUGGAAUCAUCGCUAUCAAAAUGAGCCGUACCACCUCAAAAGACAGCGGCCAGACAUGAACCGCGACAACUUUGUUUCCUACCAAAAUCAGUGGAAUUAUCCUCCAGCGGACAACAGGCCGCUGCCACCCCCCACAUCUCACAGACCACCAUUCCCUCACCAACAACACCAGCCUGCAUUUCCACAUCCCCAAAACCUGCCGCCACGUGCCAGCCCGGCCUUCCCCUGCUCAGGAAAAACGAACCACUAUCAGGAUGAGCGUACAGUUCCAUCUUUUUCUCGUUUUUUGCCACCAGAUGGAUGCAGUCCCCCCUCUCAGGGCUAUCCUGAAAACGUUCCGCCACAUUUUGAUAGGGAUUACAGGGGCGGUCACUAUGACAGACGCUCAAAUAAUCCAAAUGAGGAGUGGCGUGAGGACGGAAAAGAAGAACGGUUUUGGUGUGACGACGAGUAUGACAGGCCUCCGAGCUUUGAAUCAGAAAGGUGGGACCAACAGCGCCACCCCCAGCCCUUUGACCAUACCCACACACACCGUCCGGCCUCUGUUCUAAUCUUGAUGAGGGGAUUACCAGGAUCUGGGAAAACCACUCGGGCCAGGGAGCUGCUCCACACCGGUCCAGGAGGGGUCAUUCUGAGCACGGAUGACUACUUUGCCCACAAAGGGGGCUACUGCUACAACCCAGAGCUGCUGGGAACUGCACACGAGUGGAACCAGAGCAGAGUUAAAGGGGCUUUGCUUGACGGCCGCUCUCCCAUUAUUAUCGACAACACAAACCUCCAGGCCUGGGAAAUGAAGCCUUAUGUCAAAAUGGCCUUAGAGAGAGGAUACAAAGUGGACUUCUGUGAACCUAACACCAGCUGGAAAUUUGAUCCUCUUGAGCUGGAGAGGCGGAACAAGCACGGUGUUGGUCAGGAAAAGAUCAAACAGAUGAUGGAUCGCUUUUCAUUUCCCGUAAAUGUCGACAUCGUCAUGAGUUCACAGGAGCCGCCUCGUGUCACCCAGAGACAUCAGCCCGAGAGACCACCCACUAUUAGAGGAACACAAGAAUUUUAUUAGCUUUCUCAGGUAGUUCCCUUCUGCUUUAAGACCAAAACGUUUGUACUGAUGUAAAUAAUCGAAACUAUUUCUACGUGAUUUUUAAUUUAUUACUUUGUAUACUGUAAAUUGAUUCCAUAAGAAGAUAAAGGAUUCCUAUUUUUCUGUAGACUUUAUCAUAAUUAUAUUUCUAGGCAUUUGCUGGGAAAGAAUUUUUGAAUAUUUUUGCAUUGAGAGAAUCAUUUUUGAGACACUUUUUAUAUUUUUCAUGUAAGAUAUACACGGUGGAAAACUAGAUGUUUGCUCCCAUCUCCAUGGCAGUUUGUGGCUGAUUUGAUUAUCUGCUUGUAAACGGAGCUGUAUUUGAUCUCUCCUGAUUUCCGUAACUUCCCAGAAAAUCCCAGCUCAGCUUCCAGAGUCGCUGAUAUCUUUGGCUCUGCCUGCAUGUUGCUUUUUUUGAAGGAAAUGCGUUGCUAACCGUUUUGAUGUCUGCAGGGCAGAUCAUAGAGAUUUCCAUUUUUUUCCUGGAAAGUGUAAAAUGUCAUCUGUGAUGAGAUUGAAAUGGUUCCCUUAUCCAGCCCGUAGCCUCCGGACUCCUCCGGGGAGCAGCGGAGUGCAGAUAUAAGAGCAGAGCUAGCUGUGCUCACAGUUAAUGAGUCCGCUUUAGCUUUGGCCGGAACAAAUCAAAGCUUCCUGUUUGCAAGUCCCAGUGAAGCCGCGGAAGUGCAGAAACACAGGAGGGACUUAUUAGGGAACUGAAAGGUGGGGAGGCUGAGACCUAAUUAGCUCCCCAUGGACCUCUCAGACAAACAGAGGUUUAUCCUUCAGAGAAAACCCCGGUUGGGUGUUCUGUUGGAAAUUGUUGAUUUUUUUUUUCUUUUUCUGUUGUCAGACUCACAGUUUGUGAACUGUUUUCUUAGUGGAUUGACACUUCAGAGGUGGAGGACUAAUGGAUAGUUCUCGGAGCAGCUGAGAGCCUGGAGACCCCGUCACACCAGGGCUGUGGUGGGACUCUGGGCUCUCUGUUCCCUCUGGGGCUCAUUACAGCAGGACACAGGUGCUGUUUGCUGGGCCUUUUUUCCCUUUUUUUUUUGAGAGCUGGGAUUUAUUUUUCUCUAAACGUCUGACUGUUUUACCCGAAUGUAACUCGCGUAUUUUAAUGUGUCAAGUGGCAGAUUUAUCUGUUGGCGUUGUAAUUUUUAUUUUUGUUAUUGUUUUUUGUACAUUCUACAAGGUUGAAUUUUGAAUAUUUGGAUUUUUGAGCUUGUUUUUCAUGUGAAAGAUCUUUUUUGAUGUUCUUGCUCCGUUUCCCAUCAUAGACACACAGCUGUACAGCCGUUUACUUCGGGACAAAUGAACAGUGUUUCUGUACGUUCUGUCGUCUUCGAGGUGACGAUGGACUUUGUGUUAUGCGAAUUUCAGCCUCUGAUAAUGAAGAACAACAGAUCCAUCACUGAUGUGUCUCCGUCCUUUGUUGAGUUCUUAUGAACAGGUUUUUUAAAGAGAUUUGUUGAGU